AUGUCGAAGCAGCUCAAUAAGGGAGAAGGCAAGAAUAGAUUCAAGUUUCGGUCCUUCCGCGAACACGUCGAAUCCAUAAAGCUCAAUGUCGGCUUCAAAUCUAUACGCCAACGCUUACAAGAGCCUGACGACGAUGAAUCCCACUUUAUCCUCACUCUCCAAAAAUGGCAUUUGCUGAAUCGGACUCGUCACUACACGGCAUUUGCAAGACAGGUCAAACCACUAUGUCCUACAAUCUCCCUACAGCUAUACCACAAGGAUCGCAUCCUAGAUGUCCUGCUAGAGAGUAUUGCUGUCAAGGACUCCAUGGCGUAUCACCCUCUGCUCGAGUUGCUCACUGCCUUUGUACAGGACUUACAAGAAGAAUUGUAUUCUGACUUUGAUCGUAUAUGUGCUUGUCUCUCAAAACUGGUAGCUGAUGGUGGUGAAGCUCUAUUAUACGAGUGGACAUUCAGCACCAUAUCGCAUCUCUUCAAGUACUUGACUCCUCUCUUGAUUCAAGACAUUAUACAUACAUUCGAUGUCUUCCACCCAUUAUUCGCAGAAAAACGAUCCUACGUACGAGGAUUUAUGGCAGAAGCAUUUGCCUUCCUCUUACGUAAAUGUCGUGGAGACAGUCUCACAACCAUAUUGAAUUAUAUCAUUGACAAAAUACGGAAUCCAGAUACGACACCAUACUUCCAGCAAGGUGUGGCUCAGUUGCUUUUUGAGACUAUACGAUCCGUCCGUCAUAAUUUACAUUCCAGAGCAUCACCCAUUUUGGAACACUUGUAUAAAUCAACGCUGGAUAGUACGAUACCAUUCUAUGAAGACAAUAUGGUAUCUCUGAUUGAGCUCCUCCACAUACAACUCUACGAACACACCAGCACAGAAAACCUGAACGAACCGGUAGCCAUCCUAUUAACCCUCUUCAAAUCUGGCGAAUCAAGUGAAAUCCAUACUGCAAAAUGUCUAGCAGUUUUAUCACCUUGCUUGACUGUUGCUAGUCAUGGGAGUGACUUUGCAGAUCGUAAAGGAAUCUACCAAUUCCUGAACGUGACUGGUCAAUCACCACCAGAAUGGUCCACUGCUCUAGAUCAAUUUGUGAUUUGUGUGGGAGCACUUCUCGCGGCUUCGUCAGAGCUGGAUAUAAAUUUGAAUGGACGAGAUUUGUUGCAGACUAUCUUCUCGAUUGAGACUCCAGAAAAGGUUGUAUCUCUGUGCAGGAUGUUACUACAACAAUCUAAUUGGAAAUGUUAUGAUUCUGUCAUUAUUCCACAUCUUGUAAAAUAUAUGAACCAACAUUGGUCACUUUCGCCAACCCUAUUUAUCGCAUUCAUUGUAUAUAUGAUUCAGCAAGGCAAAGGGUCAGUGUUGAAACUUCACGUCCAGAAAUCAGUACAUGGUCGUUCAAUAACAGAGGCGCGUAUCGUGUCUGGAUUACUUGCUGUGCUUAAUGGGACUGAAAUGCAAGUGGAUGAUGAUGGUGCAGAUGGUACGACGUGUAAAACAUUGGCAUCAAGAGGUCUAGCAUGUCUUGUUGAACCUCAAGUAGUCAUCCCAGCCUUAUCUCUGCAUUUCAGAACACUAUUGCAUUUACUACAGGAUGAGGAUUCAAGAACUUCAGCAUGUCCAGCUCUUGGAUAUCAUCUAGAGUCUAUGGCUAUGGUUUGUAAGCCAGAGACUUGCGAGUCGUUGGUGGACGUAUGGGCUGAUACGUUGGAAACUGCGUUGCCAUAUCUUCAUAAUGAUGCUACGGCCAUGUUGUCGCUUGCUGAAUUUGGUGUUCUUAUGAAGAGUUAUGGACGUAAAUCCAUGUUUGGUCUAAGCAAACUAUCAUCAGCACUCACCACAUACAUUAUAAACCUCAACCACCCAAAUCACCAUCUACGCCUCGCAUCACUACGAUACAUUACUCUCUUCACCGAACCAGACCUCGACCAACUCACCACAAAUAAUCUACAAGGCCUCACAAAAACACUACAACUCUGCCUCAAAAUGGAAGAAAUGGAAAACAAUCCAAACACUCUCCGAGAAAAGACCAUGUUGUUGAGACAAGUAGAAACGCUCUGUUUAUCACAACAUGGGAAUCCACUGAUUACAGAGAUAGCAGUGAGAUACUGUAUUGCAUUGUUGACUGUAGCAUUUAGUCCGCUUUGGCAGCCAGUGUCGACCUGUUUGUCUGCGGCUGUGUCUGCUAAUGUCAAGGUUGGGAGUCAGAUACUUUUGUCAGUGUUGGAAGUUGUGCAUCGGCAAGUGGUAUCGGCUUCAACUUCUGACAUGGAUUCAAAGCCAAAGUUUCAAAUACGCAAUGAUGGAAUUGAAUGGGUAAUUCAUGAUCCACAUUGGUCUGAUUUCAAACAAAUGAGCGAAGAUAAUGCUGCUAUUGUUGUUGAUCCGUCAUCAGAUUUGGAUAAACUGCUUGUUGAGGCAACAACAAAGUCAUCUAGAUCUGUUGAUCCAGCGAUAAACUACAAAUGGUUGAUCAAAACCCUUGUACCAUUAUGUGGCAUAGUCGAACAGAGGUCGCAAUUUGUUGUUCCGCUGUUUCUCGAACUCGUUAAACAUGACGAUGGAGAAGGAGUUGAUGAAUCAACAGACACGGACGCGGAUGCUGUUGCUACUCCAGUCUUGGUAGAGUCUAGACGGCAACGUAUGUCAAGACGUACUCUAGCAACCUUCGUAAUCGAGUACCUCUCCGUCUUUGCCAAAUUCCGACACCCAGAAAAGGCAGACAUGUUUGAACAAGUACAUCAAGUAUGCUUACACUUGCUCCUCAAAGAUGAUCCCAAACUGCAACGAGCAGCACUAGAUUGUAUAGCAGGAUGGAAACAGCCUGGAAUAAUUAGAUACUUGAGUCAACUGCGAGACAUGACGGAUGACUCCAAGUUUAGAGACGUCAUGACGAAUUGGAGUGUUUUGGAACUCGACAGUAUAGAUCCACAAGAUCGUCAGACUGCGUGUAUAGUGCUUCUACGAAUCUUGUACGGGAAACUGUUGGCGAGAAGUGGCAAAAGCUUUUCAAAGAUGAAGUCGCAUCGAGUGGCUAUAUUGACGUUUAUUGCUACACUGUCGGAGGGUGAUUUGAGAUUCUUUUUUGGACUCUUGUCUGGAUAUUUUGAAUCAAAUAAUCCUGAUGGUACUGAUGAAGAAACUAAUAGUAGCAGUAAUAGUAUUAGACAGCAAUUCAUCGCUCGAAGUGGAGGCUUCCUAGCUGUAUUAGAAGACUUUAUCCGCAUCCUUGGAAGUCUUGUUAUCCCAAUAUUACCCAACGUCAUGACCAUCAUCUUAAAAAUGGCAGCCAUGAGUAGUAAAUCCCGAGCCAUGGAAGACGAUAGUAAACAAGUAGAAUCCCGUCUCCGAACCAUCCGCCAACAAGCCAUUCGUCGAUUAUCUCAAAUAUUUAACUUCCACUUUGACUUCAAUUUUGAUGAAUUCAUGCCGUCUCUAUUUAGUAUCGUAUUAGAGCCACGCCUAGAACUCUUUCAUAUUGAAUUGAGUUAUGGCCCAUCUGCUCUCAUGGAUUUGUGUAUAGCGUGGUCACAAAAUAGGAAUUACGCACCGUAUUUGGUGAAUCUGUCGGCGGAGAUUGUGCCUCAGAUAUUCAAGAUACUUGCUGCCAAAGGUGUCAAAGAAUCUGCCGUAUCGUCUGUAUUGAGUCUUGUUGAGAACAUUCAACGGCUUGAUGAAGAAAUCGAAGACGAUAGUAGUAGUAGCAGUAUGAUUGAAAUGGUGAUUCUACCACACGCAUCGCUCUUCCUUACGAAUCUCGGAAUGAUUGUUGAACGAGUACUAGAUGAUGGACAAGGUGGACUGAAAUUGACAUCAAAUAAUCUCAUAUCUCGAAUUAUAUCCAGUCUGGGACGUCUAUCAUCGAAACUGAAUAGUCCAGUUGAAGGUCGUAAAUUGGUUGAUAUCGUAAUCCCAUUCUUACGAAAAUCCGAUAAAGCCGUACCAGAAGACCGUAAAAUUGAUAUCUUGCGAGUGGUGCAAAGCUACAUACCCAUUCUCUUUGCUGAUGGUAUAAGUAGUAACAGGCCGACAUAUGAGAUACUGUCACGACUGUUUUAUCAGUUGUAUCAACGAACAAGUCGUGAACAGUUAUGUCGAGUGUUCGAAGACUUGGCUAGAGUCGAUGCCAGUCUUGAAUCCACGGUUGCCAUCUUGGUUGAUUUGAAUACGUGGUCGAAACGUAUACUAGAUGAGCCUGAUUUCGGACGUAAAUUUGGUGCUUUGCAACGUAUUACCGACAGGACAGUGCUAAGGGCCUUGCAACCAUUACAGUGGAUUCCGAUAUUACAUAACAUGUUACGAUGUGCUGAAGAUCCAGCGGAAUUCUCGGUACGAUCAGCAGCUGAACAUGCACUCACCAACUUUAUCGAGCAUGCUACUGCCCGAUCUGAAGAUGAUAGUUCUCUACUACGCCCAGAACUAGAGGUACUAGUGCUACAAAUAGUAUAUCCAGGCAUCCGACGUGGAGUUAGUAAUCCAGUAGAAUUCGUACGUCAUGCCAUGACUACAUUAUUAGGAAUCGUAGUCAAACAAAUGUCUCAUCUCCCUAUAUUCGCUGAAUUGAAUCCACUCUUGGCUGGUGGUGACGACGAAUCCGAUUUCUUUAAUAAUGUCUUCCACUUGCAAUUACAUCGUCGUACACGAGCACUGCGCAAGCUAGCUGAAUAUGGUGCUACUGGAACUAUACGUAGCUCUACACUAUCGGAAAUCUUUAUACCAUUGCUCUUCCAGUACGUCCAUAAUGAAAAGGAGAGGUAUGAUCCGAAUUUAGCACAAGAGGCUGUUGUAUGUAUUGGUAGUUUGACGAAGUCGUUGAAAUGGGGGCCGUAUUAUGGAUUGCUCAGGAAAUGCCUAACGCUUGUGAAGACGAAGCCGGCUGGAGAGGCUAUAUAUAUUCGAACCGUUGUCAGGAUUUUGGAUAGUUUCCACUUUGAUCUUACGCAUCAUGAAGUUAGUCUUGAUGUCAAGGUCGCUGAAGCAGAUGCUAUAGCUGCAGUUGAAGAUGCAGGUGUAAUAAAUGGGUCAAUGGACGUUGAUGUUGAUCCGAGAGUCACUGAAGAUGCCAAGGCCGAUAAUCCAGACACCGAAAAUGCUGAUAUGGAUGUAGCAGAAGGAGCACCUAUAGUGAUUGACGAUGAUGUAGUGGAAGACAUGGUAUUAGAUGAUCCCAUCGCCGAUACAACUGCAGGAGACGAAGAAGAGAAGCAAAAGUUAAUGGACAAGAUCCACAGCACUGUAACAAGAGUCUUGUUGCCAGAACUGGGAUCUCUGCUGACGAAGCAGGAUGAAAAGAAAUAUACCAAUCUUCGGGUUCCUAUAGCUGUAGGUAUAGCCAAUCUAGCUCUCUUCUUGCCAGCAAUCAGUCGCGAAUUACAGAUUCAUCGACUUUUGGUUCGGUUGUCUGCAUUGUUACGUAGUCGAGUCAACGAGCUGCGAGAUCAGACACGAGAUGCUAUAAACAAGAUCUUAUUGUUGAUUGGACCAUCGUAUUUGCCUGCUCUAUUGACACAUCUGAAGGAUGCAUUGUUACGUGGUUAUCAGCUACACGUGCUUGGAUAUACCGUGCAUUAUAUAUUGACUGCUAUAAUGACGACACUGAAACCUGAAGCACUCAACGCCAGUAUAGCCCAAAUAGUUAGGAUCUUGAUUGACGAUAUAUUUGGAUCAACCAGCGAAGAACGUGACGCCGAAGAAUUCAAGACAAAGAUGAGAGAAACUAAAAACACAAAGAGUUUCCAUUCUUUUGAAUUGAUUGCAUCAAAUAUGGGACCAUCUGCCAUGCAAGAUUUACUAUCACCGAUAAAGGAAUUGCUAUUGGAUGUGUCUUCUAUAAACAUUAAAAACAAGAUUGUGGAAAUCUUGAAAAGAGUUAGUGGUGGUCUUACCACCAAUACCUCAUUUAGUCCCGUAAAUGUAUUAGGUAUCCUAAAAUCUCUUAUUGAAGAGAAUCUGAGAUUGACUGAGGCAGUCGGAGUCAAGAAACAUUUAGGUAUAGUAGAUGAACAUGCUGCCAAGGAUAUGAGUCAAGCCAUAACUAGAUUAUCUGAAAACUCUCAUGUAUUGGUUGAAUUUGGACUUAAUCUGUUGCUAUCGGGUACCAAACGCCAAAGUAUCCGAUUAACGGAUCCAACACAUGCACCGCUCAUGAAUGAUCUCGUGCCAGUCUUAGGCAAAUGCACGUACUCUGAAAACACGGAAAUCGCAUCACUAGCUAUACGGAUCUUGUCAUUACUAUGUCAGCAUCCACCGCCUCAAUUCACUGACAUGCUUCCCAUCAUUGUGAAGCGUGUCUUUGAAAUAGUUAGUAAAAUGCCAUCAACGGACUCCGAGAUCGUACAAAACUCGUUACGAUUUUUGACUAUAAUCAUUCGAGACUUCCCAACCAUUAAUGUAUCAAACACACAAUUAUUGGCUCUCUUGUCUCUCAUCCGUGUCGAUAUUGAAAACACGAUGAGACAGUCUACGGGUUUUGCACUGGCUCGAGCAAUCUUGGCUCGCAAGGUUGUAGCUACUGAAGUAUAUGACCUGAUGGAUAUCAUAGCAACAGCACUGGUAACAUCACAGAGUAAUCAGACUCGAGAACUAGCACGGAUGGUAUACAUGCCGUAUCUCCUAGAUUAUCCUCACGGACCGAAACGACUACAACGAAACAUUAUCUCGCUUGUAAAUAAUCUUAAAUAUGAGCAUGAAUCAGGUCGUGAAGCAGUCCUCGAGAUGCUUCAUGGUCUCAUCUUGAAAAUGAGCAACGAGAAUAUCAUUGAGUUUGGUGAAACCUUCUUCCUGUCGUUGGUAGUCAUGAUGGUGAAUGAUAGUAGCAACAAGUGUCGCCGCAUGGCUGGUGAACUUAUCAAGGCUCUAUUUGUGCGUAUUGUGGCUCUAGAUUCAGAUCGGGUAGUUAGGUUAUUGAGUCUGUGGCUGUCGGAUCCCGAGAAUGAGCAGCUGCUACGUACUGCUAUUCAAGCAUAUGGAUUGUUGAUUGAAGCUGUCAAAGAAAAAUCGAGGAGAUGGUUGCCGGAUGUCAUCCCGCAUAUCCAAUCAUUCUUAGACCAGGCUGUAGAACGGAUUCAUAUAGAGCCUAGUCAGGAGACUGCAGACACCAUGCCAUGGAAUCACGCAUACUUUCCGCUAAACACGCUAUCAAAAGCUUUUGAAGUGUUUCCCGAAAUCGGAUAUACACAGCCUAAAGUAUGGGAAUGUGUGGGCCAGUUACUCUUACAUCCACAUUUAUGGGUACGAGGUCUCUCGGCUCGACUACUUGGAUCGAUGUUUUCACAAGUAGAUCCUACACUUGUCGUCGUCAAGACCAAAUCACCACAUCCAUAUCUACGAAAAGAUGGUGUCAUACGUUCAUUAACUGUAUCGUUGUGUGGACAACUGGCUAGUGCUAGCUUGACUCCUGAAAUGGGUCAUCAGGCAGUCAAAAACUUGGUCUUUAUUGCCAAGCACUUGGAAGCUAGUUAUGGUGAUACUAUGGUUGAUGAGGAUGUGUUGACUCUUGAUGGGUUGUGUGUCAAGAUGUGUGGAUUGAGUAAUGGAGCAAGGCAGCGGAAACAUUAUCUCGCUGUCAACAACACAUACAAGUGGUUCGCAGCUGUGUCAGCCUUUGUCUCUCCAGAAAGGCUAUUGACUCUACUACGACCUAUCGUUACGACUGUAUAUCGAGCAAUCAAUGAUGAUGCUGUUGAGCAUGAUGCUGCAGAUCUCAAGAUCCUAGGAACGGAAGUUCUAGAAAUGUUGCAGAAACGAGUUGGAGCAUCGGCAUACUUGCAAAUCUUCAACUUGGUUCACGCCGAGAUUGCAGAUAUCCGUCGUGAACGAAAGACUAAACGAAAGAUUGAGGCUGUAACGGAACCAGUUUUACACGCCAAACGCAAAAUGCAUAAACAUGAGCUCAAGAAAGAUGCCCGAAAACGUAAAGUUGAACAAAGGAAUGCCAAUGUUGGAAGAUACAAGCGUCCACCUAAACCUAGAACUGAAGAUUAA
Synchytrium microbalum is the source of this 7974-nucleotide messenger RNA. RefSeq lists its product as uncharacterized. The transcript has 19 exons. Lineage: Eukaryota; Fungi; Chytridiomycota; Chytridiomycetes; Synchytriales; Synchytriaceae. The record is from RefSeq and is a predicted model, not a curated record. The coding region runs from base 1 to 7974 and encodes 2657 amino acids. Gene Ontology annotation, cellular component: 90S preribosome; small-subunit processome; nucleolus.